Messenger RNA from Racocetra persica, 1794 nucleotides. The record is from the annotation of a GenBank genome assembly. Lineage: Eukaryota; Fungi; Glomeromycota; Glomeromycetes; Diversisporales; Gigasporaceae.
AUGUCUUUAUCCAAACCAUCAACUAACAUCAUGCGCACACAUUCUUUUCAAAAUGAGUCUGAUUAUGACCCUGAAAAUCACUCCAUAUUCUCUCCAUACUUAAUUCCUUUUCGUUCUGGAAAUAGCUUUCAUACUCCUGUAAAUUUUGUUCGUUCAAAUACUGAGACUAUCACUGAUCAGAUUAACAACACUAGAAUUCAACAUACUGCUUUUUAUACCGAAGCUGGCUUGGUUCGUCCUGUCAAUCUCUCUAACAAUAGAUCAUUUAUUCACCAUCAAACUAACUAUGCUCCAAUUACGGCUGGUGAAAAUCUGCAAAUAACAAAUCCAUCUCGAUCUGGAAUUCUUGAUGAACGAAAAUUCAUGUAUCGUUGUACAAAUAUUGAAAAUCUGUCAAAUAAUGAUGAACGUAAUCGUACUCGUUUAAACGGGAAUGAUCAAAGAGUUGAUAUUUAUCCAAAGCCAUCUUUACCUGAGCAAUCCAUAUUCAAUCAUAAUAAAGAAAUAAGAAAAAAGUCUCCAUCAAGAAAGACUCGUUCUUCUUCGGAUCCUCCUCUAAAAAGUAUUCGACAUUCCCGCUCGGACAUUAAUCUUUCAUCACACGAUAGUCGAUCAAAUACUAUACAACAUCCCACUCCAGUUAGAUCCUUAACAAUGGUAAAAAGUAAUCAAAAAUUAGAACAAUUAAAUAUCAAUACUUCUCAAUCUACUUGGGAUCCUACUCUUGACAAGAGCGUUUCUUCCUCAAUGCAAGAUCCUCAAAAUUUUUUACCUCAUAAAUCUAAUUAUUCAAGAUAUUCGGAUCUUAAACCACAUCCGGAUUUUUUGACUUUUAGUACUUCUGAAAACAAUUCUUAUGAUCGUAUUUCAAAUUAUUCUACCACCAACGGUUACGAUAAUCGUUCAAACAGAGGUGAACCUGAUCAUAAUAUUCAUAAUAUUGAUAAUGAUGUUUCAAAACAACAAAAUCGUCUUAUUUUAUUAACUCCUAUAAAAAAAAAGAAAUUUGGUAUAUUUAAGAGAUCUAAAAAAACUUUACCCGCUUACUUAAAAGCUAUUACUGCUUUAGAAGAAAUGCAAUUCAAUGAUGCUAUAAAUUUAUUUACUCUAGUUUUGGAGAAAUAUCCUCAAAGUUAUUCCGUUAGAUGUGAUCGUGCUUAUGCUUCUUAUCAAAUUGAAGAUUGGGAUAGAGCAAUGGAUGAUUUAAAUCAUGCUAUCGCAAAAAAACCAAAGAAAUCUCAUCAAAGUAAUGCUACAACCGCUUCAACAUUAUCUCAUCGUGGUGAAAUUUAUCGAAUAAUGGGACGUAAUGAUUUGGCUCUUGUGGAUUUAAACGCUUCAUUACAAUUUGAUGAGAAUAUUUUAUCUUUAGAACGAAGGGGUAAUGUUUAUAUGGCUUUGGGAAGAGAUAGUGAUGCAAUGGAUGAUUUUGAAAGGAUCUUACAAUUUAAUUCUCAACAUUUUUUGGCUCAUAAAAACAUUGCUACUCUUUUACUUAAAUCUAAACUUUAUGAAAAAGCUCUUAAACAUUUAGAUUUGGCUUUACAAUUAAAAUCUGAUGAUUUAUUUUUAUUAAAAACUCGAGGUACUAUUUAUCAAAAAAUUGGUCAUUAUAAUGAUGCCAUAAAUGAUUAUAGUUUUGCUCUAUGCAUUUAUCCUAAUAGUGUGGAUUUAUUUAAAAAUCGUGGUGAAUGUUAUAGAUUAAUUCAAGAUUUUGAUAAAUCUAUAAAAGAUUUUACAAGAGUUUUGGAAUUAGAUCCAAAAAAUGUUUUUGCCUUGACUAGACGUGGUGAA